Molecule: messenger RNA, 1893 nt
Organism: Purpureocillium lilacinum
Lineage: Eukaryota; Fungi; Ascomycota; Sordariomycetes; Hypocreales; Ophiocordycipitaceae
Biological process (GO): protein deubiquitination
Cellular component (GO): nucleus; cytosol
Molecular function (GO): cysteine-type deubiquitinase activity
Source: RefSeq, a predicted model, not a curated record
AUGCCCGAUAAGUCGGCGACCGUCGUCUCCUACGCCGCCGGCGCGUCCCUCGCCGCCGUCGCCCUCAUCUACGUCUUCGGCCCGACCUUCACCAUCGACCACGACUCGACCGCCGGCUCCCGCAAAAAGACCAUUGUCGGCCUGCGCAACCAGGCCAAUGACUGCUUCAUCAACUCGGUCCUGCAGACCCUCGCCGGGCUCGGCGACCUGCGCGUCUACCUGAUCCGCGAGACGCACCGCCGCCGCAUCGAGGACCCCGCCGUCUACGCCAACCUCGUCCAGCCCCUCAGCGGCUCGCGCCUCGAGCAGUGGCGCCUCCAGGGCCUGCAGGAUGGCCUCGUCACCCAGGGGCUCAAGGACAUGCUCGACGCCCUCAAUGAGCGCCCCAUCGCCAAAAAGGCCAUCUCGCCCUUCCAGUUCGUCCGCGUCCUCGAGACCGCCUUUCGCCAGCGCAUAAGCAGACAGCAGCAGGACGCCCAGGAGUUUUUGCAGAUUGUCGCCGAGCGCCUCAAGGACGAGUACCACGCCGCCCAGCGCGCCCGCUUCCACGCCCGUAAGCACGGCGUUUCACCCAACGGCACCCCGGCAACCAACGGCAACGGCGACGCGACGAAAGACGACCGAGACAAAAGCGCCGCCGCAACCGCCGCCAACGGCGAGACCAAUGGCGAGAGCAACGACGAAAAGGGGUCCGACGGAGAAUCGGCCGAGCCGGAUGCGCAGGAGAUUCGGGAUGCGCUAGGCAACGCGCAGGUGCCGCUCGAGCUGGAAGAGGGCUUUCCCAUGGAGGGCAAAUACGAGUCGCACCUCGAGUGCCAGACGUGCAGAUACAAGACCAAGCCCAGGGAAGAGACGUUUUGCACAAUCACCCUGGCCGUGCCGCACGUCUCGUCGACGUCGCUCAACGCCUGUUUCGACGGCAUCUUUAAGACCGAGUACAUUGACGACUUCAAGUGCGAGAUGUGUCGCCUGGUCCAGACCAAGGCCAACCUGGAGCACGAGGCGGCCGUGUCCACGUCGGAGAGCUUCAAGGCGCAGGCCCGGGAAAACAUCGAGAAGCUGCAGUUCGCCAUCGAGACGGACCCCGAGAACCCUCCCGAGGGCGUCGAGCUUGGCGACAUUAGGUACGCGCCCAAGCGCAAGAUCGCCAAGACGACGCGCAUGACCAUAUUCCCCAAGGUCCUGGCCAUCCACCUGUCGCGCUCCAUCUACGGCGUCGGCCAGAUGACGCAGAAGAACUCGGCCAAGGUGGCCUUUCCCGAGCAGCUGCCACUGGGCGGGCUGAUGGACCAGCACAAGUACAAGCUGCUCGGCAUCAUCACGCACAGGGGCGGCCACAACAGUGGCCACUACGAGGCGUUCCGGCGGCAAAAUCAAGUGCUGCCCUACCACAACACAAACACCUUCCAGCAGUCGGACGUGUACAGUAAGACGCCGACGCCCAUAUCCACGCCCGAGAUCAACCCCAGGCAAGGCGCCAGCCCGGCCAUCUCCACGCCCGACCUGCUGUCCAUGUCCCCCGCAGCCAACUCCUCGACGCCCUCCUUCGACUCCUUGCCGGUUCCUCCGCGAAGCGUACCCGCCGAACGGAGCACAGCCCCGGCCACGCCUGUCAACGGCAGGGACAAGGACGGUGACACGAGCAGCUUGCGCUCCGUCGCGGCGUCGACUAGGUCGGCCAUCUCGAGAUUGGCGUCGCCCAAGUCGAACGGGGACGGGGCCGCCUCGCCCGGCGGCCUGCGGUCAGCCGCCGCCAAAAGCGCCAAGAAGCGCAAGGUCGCCUCGGACAAGUGGUGGCGCGUGAGCGACGAAAAGGUGCGCGAGGCCAAGACGAGCGAGGUGUUGGGCAUGCAGCGGGAGGUGUACCUGCUGUUCUACGAACUGGAAAAGUAG